AUGCCAAGUGACGCUCCAGCUAGAGCCGGACCCACCACGCGACCGAGAUCCGUAGGCAAAUGGAUGCUAGCGCUGCUGCUGCUCCAGCUGCAAAUGGCUGGAACCAUACGAAUCGGCUAUCGUCUGCCGCAGUCGGCGGGCCGCAGUGCUGGCGGCACUGAUGUUGGCAGCGGGCGAGAUCUGUUCAAGAAGUUCUUGCUAUUUCGCGGCCUCUUCCCCCAGGAGCCGACCAGAGAGAAUAUCAUUGUGAUACCGCAGGCGAGCUCCACCUUCACGACGCCCACAACAACCACCACCACAACGACAUCCAUCGUCAAUGGCACCAGUACGCGACGUUGGCGCAAUCUCGAGUAUGUCAAGGAGCAGCCGGUGACCACUCAGUCCACGGCCCAAAUGCCGGACGAGGUUGGCUUACAGCAACGCAUUACCAGGCGCCGCAAGCCCAACACAAAGACCAGCAACAACAAUCAGCAACGCAGGCAUAAGAAGAAGCGACGCCAUCGUCACAUACACAAGCGUCAGCGGCGGCACCAGCAGCGGCGAUAG
Drosophila hydei is the source of this 546-nucleotide messenger RNA. RefSeq lists its product as uncharacterized. The coding region runs from base 1 to 546 and encodes 181 amino acids. The record is from RefSeq and is a predicted model, not a curated record. The transcript has 2 exons. Lineage: Eukaryota; Metazoa; Arthropoda; Insecta; Diptera; Drosophilidae.